Epithele typhae is the source of this 3648-nucleotide messenger RNA. RefSeq lists its product as uncharacterized. The coding region runs from base 1 to 3648 and encodes 1215 amino acids. Lineage: Eukaryota; Fungi; Basidiomycota; Agaricomycetes; Polyporales; Epitheliaceae. The transcript has 4 exons. The record is from RefSeq and is a predicted model, not a curated record.
AUGUUCCCCCUCAUCCCAACACUCGUCCUCGCAUUCAUCUCCUUCCUCAGCUCAGCGUUCGUCAUUCUUCGCAUUAUCAUCCCCAUCCUUCCACCCCACCCCCUUAGCCGUCGAGUUCGCCCUUCCGAAUUUGGUCUUCCUAACUAUCGGUCAAUUUCCCCCGCAGAUAAGAGCCACCUCUGGCUCGCUUGUUGCGACCUCCUCGCCCUUAUCAUUUUCACAUGGCAGGCGGUCAACGAGUUCCUCGGCGGUCCAGGUGGUUACGCUCUCGUCAGUGAUCCCAGCGCCGCCGCCAGGAUUUGGUUCGCCGCGACGCUCAGGCAGACCUGCCUCCUGAUCAUCUCGGGCCUAACCCUCCUCCACGUCCGUAUGGGUCGUUCCGUGUCCUUCGGCAACAAGCACUGGAUGCUCUGGGCUCCUACCCUCGUCCUCAUCAUCACCUCCACUGCUAUGGCAGGUGUGUUCGCCGCGACCAGUGUCCACACUUUCUUCGGAGGCCUCGUUGCCUACUCUGCCGUCGUCGCGCUCCUCAGCACCCUAGCCUUCAGCUGCCUGGUCGGCACGCUCGUUAUCAUCAAGCGCAACCUCGCUGCCCUUGACGACAUUCGCCACCCGUGGCCCCCCGCCAAGGCCGUACAGAUGGAAGAGAAGCCCCGCCCGAGUUUCGCGGUCGAGGAUGUCGACGUCCUUAAGGACGGUUCAUCGUGGAUCACUUCCCGCGCCAGCUCCCGCGCCGAGAGCAUUUCUGCGUUCUCCUUCUCUACGCACCACUCUCGCGUGCCGUCCAACGCCAGCGCGCGGAUGCUCCCUCAUCCUGCGACCGCGUCGUUCCCCUCGCUUGCGCCCAAGUCCUCGUUCUGGUUCAACCCUGCCUCACCGUUUGGUUCCCAAGAGACGGUGCCCCCUGUGCCUCCCCUUCCUGCUCCUUACCGUCCUUCGUCCACAACGUCGGCGCAUAUCAACAGCGAUCCCGACCCGUUCAAGCGUCAGGCUCCCCGUAACGGCUCGCAGUCGUCUUGGCUCACGGAGCCCUCUCAAUACCAGCCUACUCUAUCCAACUGGUCGUUCCCUGCCACGCAGCCCCCUUCGCCCCCUCCGACAGCCGCUUCGUUGCCUGCUUUGGGCACCGACAUGCUCCCUUCUACCGCUGUCUCCCGACCCAUGACUCCUGCCAUGGCCAGCGCUGAGGUGCUCGGAGGUUACGGAUAUACUCCUGAGGGCGCCGAGGCCGAGAAGGGUUUAAACAGCUUCUCCUCCACGGCCUCCAACGAUCUCGAUAUGAGCAUCUUCCGUACCGCCGGUUGGAUGGUCUUGAUUUGGGUCCCCCAGGGUCUCGCGUUGCCUUUCAUGUUCAUGGCCUCGCCUUCCAGCCCUAUGAGUACUGUCGGUUCCAUCCUGUUCCUGCUGUCGGUUACCCUCUCUUCGCCGCUCCUCGCCGUCAACCUACUCUUCCGCUCGCCCAUCCCGAUCCCGUCUGAGCUUUUCGAGAGCUACAGCGAGCCUCCUUCUGCAGUCCUCCGUGCACCGUCCCCCCAGAGCACCGUUGCGUCUGCCUACAAGUAUUCGCACGAGUACAAGCGCAGCGGCAGCGUCACCGUCGUUGAGUCUCGCCGUAGCACGGAUGUCUGGCUCACUAACGGCGAUGCCGUCGACGGCAGGGGCAAGAUUGGUCGGGCUCUCGGACUCUUGCAAGCGAAGCCCAAGCUCGCCGUCCUCCCUUCCGAAGGCGAAAAAGUGCAAUACCAGGAACCCCUUACGCCUCCUCUCCCGAUCCAGGAUGUUUGCGACCGUUCGCUUCCGCCGACCCCUGCGCAGAGCGUUCGCAGUGAAGAGUUUGGCAGGACUCCCGGCCGAAGCCGCAAACACAGCAAGGCUUCCUCUUACUACUCUGGUGCAUCUGAAAGCCAGGUUUUCCAAACGCAGAUCCUCAUUGCCCAGCGCCACUACUCCGCCGUUGCACAGAUGGUUGCUGUACCACCUUCCCCCACUGGUCUAACUCACGAAGCCGGUCAGGACACUAGGGCUACUGCUGCUACAGGUGUUGAGUCCAAGCGCACUUCGCGUCACUCGCACCUUCGGGUCCGCUCCGUGUCGUCCGUCACCGGUGGUAGCAGUGUGGACUCGCGCUUCCCCGUGAGCCCUCCUCCCGCGUCGCCUCUUCCGCCCACGCCUCCCUCCGUACGCGAGCGCAAGGCGCGCAUGAUGGCCCAUCGCAAGACCCACUCGCAAUCGUCAUCUUCGGCCGGUUUCUCGUUUGGCCCCGUUGCUGGUGACGACAUGGCGGAGAUUGACGCGCUCUCGGCGAAGGUCCUUCCGCUCCUCGUUCCUGGGCUCAAGGUCGGCAAUGACAUCCGCGUGCGUGACGACUGGGAGUUCAGCCUGUCGUUCCGCAACCAGCACCACGCUUCGAACACUGGCACCGUCAAGAGUUCCAAGACCGUCCCGGCUGAACUUGGCGGAUAUUCCACGGACUUCUCUUCCCCCGUCGGGCACUCCACUCCUGCUGAGCAACCCAAGGCUGCCACGACCCGCGACCGCAAGGUGUCCGGCCAUCGUCGCAACCACUUUAGCCUUCCCAGCCUCAGCCUCGGCAAGGAUGGCAUUCACGCUCUCUCGACCUGGAGGAAUGACCUCAACCGCGCUCUGGAGACGAGGCUCGGACAGUUUGGUAACGGCAGCAACAGCGACCGUCGCAACACCGUCUAUGGCUUCGAGGGCGAGCUCGUCCCCAACUCUGCCUCGCACCUCAAUGUUGUCACUGAAGACGACGAGCUCCUCCGUCCUGCCUCGCCGAUGACCGCCAACUCCGAUCGACCUGUCUCCGCCCAGACCUUCGGCCACGAUGCGCUUCCUCUCCCGUCCACCGAGGGCCCCUACGCCACGUCGACCAAGGCCUCCUCGCGCCAGUCCCGCAACUCCCUCGCGACGCUCAUCAACGCUCUCGACCAGGAGCUCCGCAUGCCGCUGCCCCCUCCCUCCGCCGCGUCCGAGGUGACGCUCUUCGACUUCGAGAACGGCCAGCCCUUCGACUUCGCGCCCGACAACGACGGCCCGCUCGCGUCGAGCACCCCACACGAGUCGCAGCGCACGCAGGCCAAGUCCAAGAGCCGCGCGCCGCCCGUGCCGAAGCUCCGCGAGAUCGACACCGUCAAGGCCGCGCGCCGUUCAAGCAUCCGCUACAUCGUCUCCGACGAGAACGCGGCGCCCGCGUCGCCCCGUGUCGAGGUUGCCCGCUCCGAGUCGAGCGGGUCCGCGAAGAGCGUGGUCGCGCAGUGGGGCGCGCGCGCGAUCCGUCCGCUCGUGCCCAAGUCGCCGAAGAAGGGAAAGAAGAAGGCGACGACGAAGAUCGCGUCCCCGCCCGGCGGUGGCCUGCGCCCGCUUUCCCUGCUGCAGGACCGCGACGUGAACCAGGAGCGUGCCACAAAGCCGCUGAGCGUCGGGAAAAAGAGCAAGAACGGCGCAGACGAGAACGCGGACCCGUCGGGCGGCAUUCAAUCUAUGGUCAAGGCUGGCUUCAAGCCGCUCAAGCUCUCGCGCUCUGAGACGACGAAGGAGCGCGCUAUGCUCCGCCACAAGGAGGUCGUCCCCGAUGUUGUCAUCCGCCCUCCCUCCGAGGUUGACCGCGACGUCCUGCGUUACGGCUGGUGA